AUGGAGCCUUCCUCAGCGGCCCUUCCUCUGCCUCCUGCCCCGCUGGGUCAGCGCUCCCGGUGGUCACUGGCCGCUGGGCGGGUGGUGGCCAGCGGCGACCUGCAGUGCCCCGGCAGAGCGUGCGAGCGCUCCGCGAGCCGUGGGACCGCCGCGCACAGGCUGCGCCAGCCCCGCGCGAACCGCGCAAAGGCCGCGCAAGAUGCCUCCCCAUCUGCUCCUGAGCAGCGAUACCUCUUCGACAUCUCCAGCCUGCCCGAGGCAGAGGAGGUGACGGGUGCAGAGCUGCGGGUCUUGCGCACCCUCCCUGAAAACCGGAGCUUGGCCCUGUCCCCCGAAGGCACCUUCCACCACCUCCUCCUCUCCACCUGCCCAGGCUGGGACGGUGAGGAACCCCGGCUGCUGGACUCCAGGGCUGCAGACAUUUUGGACACGGGUUCCUCCAGAUGGGAGGUGUUUGAUGUCUGGGAAGCCCUGCGGGAUCGGAGGGAGAGAUCUCCCUCGGGCAAGGUGCUGUGCUUCCUCCUGAGGAUCGUCUCGGAUCAGUCGGGGAGGCUCCUGCCCCCCCGGCAGCUGGGGUUCAGCAAGCCCCAGCCGCAGCCCCACGAGAGAGCCCUGCUCGUGGCCUUCUCCCGUACUCAAAGGAAGGAGAACCUCUUCAAGGAGAUCCGUGAUAAGAUCAAGGCGCUGGGCAGCCCCCCCUUCCUGGAGCCCCCUGAUCCCGGCCAGGAGUUGUACCCCAAGCGGAGGAAGAGACGGACCACCAUCGCCGCCCGGUCUGGAGGCAGAGGCCACGGGAAGAAGGUGAAGACCCGCUGCAGCAGGAAGCCCCUGCACGUGAACUUCAAGGAGCUGGGCUGGGACGACUGGAUAAUUGCCCCUUUGGAUUAUGAGGCGUAUCACUGCGAGGGGGUCUGCGACUUCCCCUUGCGCUCCCACCUGGAGCCCACCAACCACGCCAUCAUCCAGACCCUGAUGAACUCCAUGGACCCGGAGUCCACGCCCCCAAGCUGCUGCGUGCCCUCCAAGCUCAGCCCCAUCAGCAUCCUUUACAUAGACUCUGGGAACAACGUGGUUUACAAACAGUACGAGGACAUGGUCGUGGAGACAUGUGGCUGCAGGUAGCAAUUUCUGCAGCUCUCCCCCUCCCCACCCUGCCCUG
Athene cunicularia (burrowing owl) is the source of this 1159-nucleotide messenger RNA. RefSeq names its product growth differentiation factor 7 (gene GDF7). The record is from RefSeq and is a predicted model, not a curated record. The transcript has 2 exons. Gene Ontology annotation, biological process: SMAD protein signal transduction; BMP signaling pathway. Bases 1 to 1122 code for a protein of 373 amino acids. Gene Ontology annotation, cellular component: extracellular region. Lineage: Eukaryota; Metazoa; Chordata; Aves; Strigiformes; Strigidae. Gene Ontology annotation, molecular function: cytokine activity; growth factor activity.